Molecule: messenger RNA, 1869 nt
Organism: Leptonychotes weddellii (Weddell seal)
Lineage: Eukaryota; Metazoa; Chordata; Mammalia; Carnivora; Phocidae
Source: RefSeq, a predicted model, not a curated record
GUUUGUCAAAUAAAUAAAUAAAAUCUUAAAAAAAAAAAUCAGAACCUGUUGAUAUAAAGAGACAUCUUCAAAUCAAAAUCAUGUGGUUGUAAAUUUUCAUUCAAGAAGUUCAGAAGUUUUAUACUGGGGUGAGCAUUUCAGAGGACAUUGUUUAGUUCUAAAACCAUGAAGUUUUCUCCAUUCCCUCAGCGUGCUAUACCAGCAUGCAUGUUCAGGCUCAAACCUGCCUCUGUGUCUGUUUAAUGAGCUCACUCCCACAUCUAUCCUAUAUCCUGGCCAACCAGCAAAAGUGCUUUUCUCUGUAAAUUACACUGUGCAUGUUGGCGUCUGGGUCAUUGUCUUUGCUUUGAUGCCCUUUCUUGUCAACUUGAUGAAAUCAUUAUUCAAGGCCUGGUUUGUAUGUUCUCUUUACUUUCCCCCCUGAUGCUGUGGGCCAGACUCAAUUAUUCACGCCUCUAUCCUCCUAGAACCUUUGUAGUAUCACCUUGCACAUUGUCUUAUAGGUGAUUGAUUAUAUAUUUUUUUUGUCUCCUUGAGUUAUAAAUUCCUUGAAGGUUACGUCUAUCUAGUAUUCAUCCUUGCAUCUCCAGAUGUCUAACAUAGUGGUAUGUGCUCAAGUAAUGUUUAAAUUAGUUAAUCCACGUUAUAUUGUUUGUGGCCAGGAUCAACUGCCUGUAGUCACCAGCAAGGUAUACAAUGCAGUAGCAGAUCUCUGGAAACCCUGGUUAGAUGAAGAAGCUAUUCAUACUUUACGGAAAGGGGGCUUUUAUUCACAGAAAGUAUCACCUAAUCUGAACCUUAGGAUCAUCAGUCUAAACACAAACUUGUACUAUGGCCCAAAUAUUGUGACUCUGAAUGAGACUGACCCAGCAAAUCAGUUUGAAUGGCUGGAGAAUACACUGAACACCUCUCAGCAAAAUAAGGAGAAGGUGUACAUCAUAGCACAUAUUCCGGUGGGGUAUCUGCCCUAUUCCGGCAGCACCACAGCAAUGAGGGAAGUCCAUAAUGAGAAAUUGAUAGAUAUUUUCAGAAAAUACAGCAGUGUCAUUGCAGGACAAUUUUAUGGACACACUCACAGAGAUAGCAUGAUGGUUCUUUCUGAUAAAAAAGGAAGUCCAAUAAAUUCUUUGUUUGUGGCUCCUGCUGUUACCCCAGUGAAGAGUGUUUUGCAAAAACAGACCAACAAUCCUGGCGUCAGGCUAUUUCAGUAUGAUCCUCAUGAUUAUAAAUUAUUGGAUAUGUUGCAGUAUUAUUUGAACCUGACAGAUGCAAAUCUAAAGGGAGAAUCCAAUUGGAAGCUGGAGUAUGUGCUGACUCAGACCUAUAGCAUUGAAGAUUUGCAGCCAAAAAGUUUGUAUGGAUUAGCUAAACAAUUUGCAGUCCUAGGCAGUGAGCAGUUUACAAAAUACUACAAUUACUUCUUUGUGAGUUAUGACAGCAGUGUAAUUUGCGAUGGGAAGUGUAAGACCUAUCAAAUUUGUGCAUUUUUGAGUCUUGAUCAUAGUUCCUAUGUAGAUUGCCUCAAACAACAUUAUAUAAAGUACCAUCCCUAGUAUUUCAUGGUUUGUGUUCAUAGAAAAUGUAACACUGCUCUGUUUCUGAGCUCAGUUUGUGGAAAUUGUUACAUAAAUCUUUGUGAGUUACUGAGUGGGCAAGCAGAAUUCCUAUCUUUGCUUUCUUUUUUAUAAUCCUCAAACGUAGAUAUUUGUAACAUUCUAAAUCUUAUUAUAUCAAAUAUAUUUGAACUGCCCAUUUCUAGAAUGAUGUCUGGACGUGAAUACCCUAUCUUCCAGUUUAUAGAUCUAAUGCAAACUCUUGUACACUCUUGAAAUUGUCAUUUAUGCAAUAAAGCAAAUGAUUUCUCCUCAA